GUAAAAAUCUCUUACCGCUUAAAUGAGCGUUAUUACAUAUAUUCUAGAAAGUAGAUACAGACCGUUUAAAUUUCUGAGUGGGUAGAAACCCCAAGGUUUCUGAUAGAACUGAAACAUUUUGGGGUCUUGUUUCCAGAAUAUUCUUUUACUUAGUAAACACAUUUAGGGAAGUAGAAAAUUUAGAGACAGCUCUUUUUAAGAGCUGCAGCCUAUUACAAAAAAGUAUGAAAAGCUACAUAGAGAUAAGGAAUGUAAAGAAGUUUGGAGAUAUCAAAACAUUUGGAAUAGAAAGAGCUCGUGAAGGCUGGAGAGUUAACGUCUUUGCUGAUUGUUGCUGUGUGCAAUGCAAGUCCAAAAUACAAGAUCUUUUUUUACAACACAGGCUAAAAAUCUAGUUUUUAUGUGAUUAAAUUUUUGUAAUAUAAUUGACAAGCAGUUGAGUUAGCAUGCACCUUCUCUGGGCCAGAUAUAAUUGGUUGUGAUCUGUGCAAAUUAUUCCUUAGAUCAGAAUUCAGAAAUAGAAGAAGUUUGGAAAUGGGGUGCAAGGAAAAUGUUUUGAGGGACCUCUGUGAUCCCUGCUAGGAAAUUUGGAGUAUACAUUAGAAUCAGCUGGAAGACAUCAUCAGACAUCAGUGUCUGAUUCAGGUCUGUAGUGAGGCCUGAGAAUACACGGAGUUUCCCAUCCUGGGGUGUGGGCAACUCUGAGUUGAACAGUACAGUGGUCACGUUUAUAUUUUGAGAUGAAGCCCAGAAGUCCCAGCGGAGGACUGUGAACUAGGUAGAAAAGGGGUAAUGUUCUUAGAGUUCAUUUGCACCUGUUUGAUGCCAGGUCCUCUGCCAAGCUGGCUCCUAACCACUCACUCACAUGCACUAUUGCCUGCAUGUACAGUAGGUUUGGACUUGGAAAAAUUAAAAGUAUGAGCGGUUGCCCAGGCACCAGAGAUGGUGGCAGAUUCCAGCUAGUGUAGUAGCGGUGAGGGUGAGGGAAAACAUUUAGUGGUGAUAGAAUUUACAAAAAUUCGAGAUCCCUCUCCCCACAGAUUUUAACCUAGAAGUCAACAUUGGAAAUGUGUCUUACUAGCAAUAGGAUGAAAGGUAGAGAACUUAAGAAAGUUCCUGUCCAAAUAUGUGAGGUGUUCUGUACUACUCUUGCACAAUAAUAGCUUAUUUAAAACCUAUUUAACACUCUCUUUAAAAGUCAUUCUACACUACAAAAAUGCCUUGGAACUAUUUGAAAAGGAGAGAGUGUUGCCUCCUAUAGAGGAUAAGCCGCAUUCAACAACUUCACUUCCAAUCAAGUGAUGAGCAUUGAGAAUGGAAAUGGAUGGGAUAACUCUGCCUUGCCUGUAUGAACUGUGCUGCAUUGCAGACACUGACCUAAUUAUUGAUUUUGGAAAUUCUGUAUGCUUUUUCUUGCCGGUGUUGUUACUGAAAUUAAGAAUGUUCAUUGGAUCAAUUUCAAGAUAAAUAUUCUGUCAGAGUGGCUGCUGCUGAACAUUUUUUUUUCUUUUUGUGUGACAGGGUCUUGCUGAGUAUCUCUGGCUGUGCUCAAACUUACUUAAGUAGGCCAAUCUGGCCUUGAACUCUUGAGCCUUCUACAUUUACCUCCCCGUCUGCUGGGAUUUGGGGAAUGGACCACUAUACCCAGCAUUGAGCUAAUUUUUAAUGAAAAAAAUCUAUAAAUUGAAAUAAGACUUUAAAAAAAUCAUUAAAUGCAAAUUUACCAUAAAAUUUAGAAAAAUAGAUACAGUAAAAGCAUCGAUCCAGUUGAGUAAUCAAUGUAAUGGUUUCAUGGACCCACACAAGAUUAUUAUGCAUGUUCGUUUCUGCUGUGAGCUGUGAACUGCUGUAGAUAAGAGGAUAGCUCAUGGCCAGCAGAAGACUGCAGUGCAAUGGGAGGUACACCGUCAGAGAAUUGUGCCCAGUCCAUGAUGACAGGAGGGCAGGGACUAAAGCGAGGAGGCAUGAGGCUGGGGAACUCUACAGACAAGACACCCGAGGUCCUGAAGGCCAAGGAGGAAUUUGUGAGAUGGUGAAGAAGUUCAUCCCAGCCGGAGAGAAUGCCGUGGAUGACAACCACAGUGUAGAAAAAGGGAGGCCACAAGUCACAUUAAGUCAGACGCAUCCAGGUUUCCUCUGGGCACAUGCACAAUGAGCAUUCCAGCGCUGCUGCUGCGUCCUCCCCAGCCUCUGCUGAGAGGCCUUUUCACAGGGUCUUUCCAUCGCCACCACUGCGUCUCGCACUCAAGUACUCCUCGCGGACGGGGACUCUCAUGUGCCCGGCCAUUGAAGUCUCUUGGAUUCCAGUAUACAAAGCAGAUGCUGCCGUCCAAUAGUUUAAGGAGAGAAUUCUGUACACAAACGACCUUGAAAGACUACACGGAGGAGCUUUCUGAUAAAGAACAAAGACUUGUGGAUAGACUUUAUACUGGUCUAAUACAAAGGCAAAGGGCUUGCUUAGCAGAGUCCAUAACUCUCAUAGAAUCGACUCACCACAGGAAAAAGGACUUAGCCCAGGUGCUUUUGCAGAAGGUUUUAGUCUACCAUCGAGAACAGGAACAGUUAAAUCAAGGAAAGCCACUAGCGUUUCGAGUAGGAUUGUCUGGACCCCCUGGUGCUGGAAAAUCAACAUUUAUUGAGUAUUUUGGAAAAAUGCUCACUGAGAGAGGGCACAAGUUGUCUGUGCUAGCUGUGGACCCUUCCUCUUUCACUAGCGGUGGAUCCCUGUUAGGUGAUAAAACACGGAUGGUUGAGCUAUCAAAAGACUUGAACGCAUACAUCAGACCAUCUCCUACCAGAGGGACCUUAGGCGGCGUGACAAGAACCACAAAUGAAGCUAUCCUGUUGUGUGAAGGGGGCGGGUAUGACAUCAUUCUCAUCGAAACUGUAGGUGUGGGUCAGUCAGAGUUUGCUGUUGCUGACAUGGUUGACAUGUUUGUUUUACUACUGCCACCAGCAGGAGGGGAUGAAUUGCAGGGAAUCAAAAGGGGUAUAGUUGAGAUGGCAGACCUGGUAGCUGUAACUAAAUCUGAUGGAGACUUUGUUGUGCCAGCACGAAGAAUUCAAGCAGAGUAUGUGAGUGCACUAAAAUUACUCCGCAAGCGCUCAGAAGUCUGGAGCCCGCAGGUAGUUCGUAUUUCUGCCAAAACUGGAGAGGGCAUUGCUGAAAUGUGGGAUAAAAUGAGAGACUUCCAGAACGUGAUGCUUGCCAGCGGGGAGCUCACUGCCAAACGAAGGAGGCAGCAGAAAGUUUGGAUGUGGAAUCUCAUUCAGGACAACGUGCUAGAACACUUCAGGGCCCACCCCACUGUCCGAGAACAGAUUCCGCUUCUGGAAAGUAAAGUUCUCAGUGGGGCCUUGCCCCCAGGACUAGCAGCAGACUUGUUGUUGAAAACUUUUCAAAAAAGAAACUAAUAAAAAUCUAUCCUGUUCAAUCA
Messenger RNA from Dipodomys ordii (Ord's kangaroo rat), 3437 nucleotides. RefSeq names its product methylmalonic aciduria (cobalamin deficiency) cblA type (gene Mmaa). The transcript has 7 exons. Lineage: Eukaryota; Metazoa; Chordata; Mammalia; Rodentia; Heteromyidae. Gene Ontology annotation, molecular function: GTPase activity; GTP binding. Gene Ontology annotation, cellular component: cytoplasm. The record is from RefSeq and is a predicted model, not a curated record. The coding region runs from base 2152 to 3414 and encodes 420 amino acids.